Onychostruthus taczanowskii (white-rumped snowfinch) is the source of this 3122-nucleotide messenger RNA. RefSeq names its product ubiquitin specific peptidase 22 (gene USP22). NCBI's taxonomy places the organism in Eukaryota, Metazoa, Chordata, Aves, Passeriformes, Passeridae. The transcript has 14 exons. Gene Ontology annotation, biological process: protein deubiquitination. Bases 685 to 2262 code for a protein of 525 amino acids. Gene Ontology annotation, molecular function: zinc ion binding; cysteine-type deubiquitinase activity. The record is from RefSeq and is a predicted model, not a curated record.
GCGGGGCAGAGGGGGCGCUCCUCCCGCACCUUCCCCGUUGGUCUAUCCCACUCCGGGCCGGGCGGGCUGGGUUGAGUGAGCGGCUCGGACCAUUGCUCGCGGCGGGCGGGGGGGGCGCGGGCGAGGCGGAGGAGGAAGGAGCCGGCGAAGGAGGCGGGGGGGCGGUUUAAAGGGACAAGAGCCGUGCGGGCGCCGGCGGGGGAAGCCGGAGCGGCGGCGGGCGGGGACUCGCCCCCUUCCCCACACACGCCCGCUCGCACCGCGGCCGGGGUCGCCGCCGCCAGCGCCCCCAUCCCCUCCCUUCCCCUCCGCCCGCCGCUUCCACAGCGGCCUCUAUGAGGUAGAAGGGAGCGGCGGCCACUCCGGGGGCGGCAGCGGCCGCUACAGCCGCCGCCUCCUCCUCCUUCUCCUCGCCUCAGAGCGCCCCAUCUUUGUGUGUGCGGGAGAAGGGCGGGAGGGAGUGCGCGCUGCCCGCCCGCCGCGCUUUGUUCGGAGCCGGGGGGCCGUGGCGGAGCCCCGGCUCUAUGUGCCAGCGGCUCCCCGGCGGCGGCGGCGUGAGGGGCCGGAGCCCCUGAGGGCGGGGGGGCCCCGGCCCGUGUCGGUGCUGCGGGGCGGGGGAAGGGGCCGGCUCGCUGCCCGCCGGCCCGGCCCGUGUGCGGGCGGAUUGAUGUGGGGGGGUCUGACAUGAGUCCGCCGGCGGCCGGGUGCUGCCAUGUGACCGGCUUCAAGGUGGAGAACUGGAAGCAGAACCUGCGGGCGAUUUACCAGUGCUUCGUGUGGAGCGGCUCGGCCGAGACCAGGAAGCGCAAGGCAAAGUCGUGCAUUUGUCAUAUGUGUGGUGCCCACCUGAACAGACUCCACUCUUGCCUCUACUGUGUCUUCUUUGGCUGUUUUACAAAGAAACAUAUUCACGAGCACGCGAAGACAAAGCGACACAAUUUAGCCAUAGACCUUUUGUAUGGGGGUAUAUACUGCUUUAUGUGUCAAGAUUACAUAUACGACAAAGACAUGGAACAAAUUGCCAAAGAAGAACAACGAAAAGCUUGGAAAUUACAAGCCUUCACCCCAACAGUGGUUUCUCACUACCAGUGUACAAUGACAGGCAUUGGAGAGAAGUAUUCAACAUGGGAGCCGACCAAGAGAGAGUUAGAAUUGCUACGACACAACCCCAAGCGAAGAAAAAUAACCACAAACUGCACCAUAGGUCUACGAGGGCUAAUCAAUCUUGGGAACACAUGUUUUAUGAACUGUAUUGUCCAGGCACUUACCCACACUCCACUGCUGCGAGAUUUCUUCCUCUCCGACAGGCACAAAUGUGAAAUGCAAAGCCCCAGCUCAUGUCUGGUCUGUGAAAUGUCUACGCUCUUUCAGGAGUUUUACUCUGGGCACCGAUCUCCUCACAUUCCAUAUAGGUUAUUGCACCUGGUAUGGACUCACGCACGGCAUUUAGCAGGGUACGAGCAACAAGAUGCACACGAGUUCCUCAUUGCUGCAUUAGAUGUGCUACACAGACACUGCAAAGGUGAUGAUAAUGGGAAGAAGGCCAACAACCCCAACCACUGUAACUGCAUCAUAGACCAAAUCUUCACAGGCGGACUGCAGUCGGAUGUUACCUGUCAAGUCUGCCAUGGCGUUUCCACGACGAUAGACCCGUUCUGGGACAUCAGUUUGGAUCUGCCAGGCUCCUCCACCCCCUUCUGGCCGCUGAGUCCGGGCAGCGAUGGCAGCGUGGUCAACGGGGAAAGCCACGUGUCGGGCACCACCACCCUCACAGACUGCUUGAGAAGGUUUACAAGGCCAGAACAUCUAGGAAGCAGUGCCAAAAUCAAAUGUAGUGGUUGCCAUAGCUACCAAGAAUCUACCAAACAACUCACUAUGAAGAAGUUACCCAUUGUGGCCUGUUUUCAUCUCAAACGGUUUGAACACUCAGCCAAACUGAGGCGGAAGAUCACUACGUAUGUCUCGUUUCCCCUGGAGCUGGACAUGACACCUUUCAUGGCUUCCAGUAAAGAGAGCAGAAUGAACGGGCAGUACCAGCAGCCGACGGAUAGUCUAAACAAUGAUAAUAAGUAUUCCUUGUUUGCAGUAGUUAAUCACCAGGGAACCUUGGAGAGUGGGCACUAUACCAGCUUCAUCAGGCAGCACAAGGACCAGUGGUUCAAGUGUGAUGAUGCCAUUAUCACCAAGGCAAGCAUUAAGGAUGUGCUAGACAGUGAAGGAUAUUUGCUGUUCUAUCACAAACAGUUCCUGGAGUAUGAAUAGCCUUAUCCAGCAGCUUGUCAGAUGUAAACAAGGAAGAAACAACGCAAGCCUUCUGAAUCGACACACAAACCUACCUGAAAUGAAAAGACCCAUUACAAACCAACUCGCACUGAGCUGUAACAGGACCUACUUGACACUGACUCACAGCCUGCAGAGUGAGAAAUGAACAAUGUCCAACGUGUGUGCAGUCCCACGAGGACAGAAAGGGGGAAAAGAGGCUGCAGUCAGUCACUUAACAGAGGAAAUAUAAAAUGAAAGGAAUGCUCUGGGUGGGGGAAAUGGGAGCAGAGGAGUCCGGGCACUGGUACAUCUCCUGUGUUCCUCCAAAAAUGUGUGUGGGAAGGCAAAGGAUUCUACCCUCAUCUCCAUAAAGCAUCUUCUCCAUUUGGUGCUUCAGCUCCAACGACCAAUCAUAUAACAGUUAAAAUUAAAAAUCCAAACCCAUUUUUUUAUGCAUAUGGGUCUGAAAGCAGUAGAGUGGAGGAGGAGGGGAUGAGACAACUAAAGGACUUUGCAAGUAUCUUUUUAUUUGUGAAUUUUAGUUAUUAAAUAAAUACAGUAUGAAACUAUUAGGCUCUUUUUUUUCCAACAACCAUAAAAGAAAUCCUGGAUUGUGGAACUGAAGCUGCAGUACUCAGACAGGUUUUCAAGCAUGCCUGCUUGCACAGGUAAUGUUCAAUGCCAUCGGACUGCUCAUCCAAAAGCAUCAGCACAGAUUCUGUUGUUUGAGCCCUUUUUUGUUUUGUUUUCUAUAAAUAGCUAUUUUCUUAAUUUUUUUCCUUUUAUUCCCUUUUUUCACGAGAAUGAAAUUCAUAAAUGCAACCAUCAGUAAAAAUGAAUGAAUUGGUGUGUUUAUACUG